CCGCCGUCAUUCUAUGAGGUCAUCGACCCGCCAUGUUGCCAUUCCCCAAUUUCCAUUUUGACCCGCAAGCAACGUCUACCAGCACAAGCAGCAUGGCGAGCAAUAGCACCAACUCGAUGAUGACGUGUCCGUGCCCGUUGACGGCCUGCAAUACGCUCAGCGACAACAACCAGGCGCCCAAGGCCAAGCUGACAAAGCGGCCCUCCAAGACCGUCGUCUGCCUCCGCGAGACGACGGCCUUCAAGCUCUCCGAGGUCGAGCCCGCGACCAAGACGUCGUCGAUGUCGAAAACGUCGACGCCAUCGGCCGUGUGCACGUGUACGUGCAACUGCUUCAACGCGGUUGCCUCGGACAUUGAGGUGCACAGCGUCAACGUCGACAUGGCCCACGACGCGUGGCUCGACACGACGCGCCCGUAUGUGCCCGUGUACCAGGAGCUCGUCGGCGCGCAGCUGUCGCCGACGCCGUCUGCUACGUACUACACGCUGACCGAGUCGGGCCACCGCGGCUUGGAGGUCGCGACCGACCAGCUCCACGAGAUGUUCUACAAAGCCACCGAGUACGUCUUGGAGCACGAGGCCGAGGUCGGCCCGUUCUUCCACAUACCCAGUUCGCUCUGGCCCAAGAUACGCGCGUCGUGGGCGCAGAGCAAGCACGACAUUAUCUCUGGUCGGUUUGACUUUGCGCUCACGAACGAAGGCAUCAAGGUGUACGAGUACAACGCCGACUCGGCCUCGUGCCUCCUCGAGUGCGGCUACACGCAGGACGCGUGGUCCAACGGCGCCGGCAUUAACAGCGUCGGCCGCAGCAGCAGCCAUACCCUCUUUGCGCAGCUCGUUGCGGCGUGGAAGGGCAAGACGCUCGACGGGCCGCUCCAUCUCAUGUGCGACAACGACCUCGAAGAGCGGUAUCAUGCCAUGUACAUGCAGUCGGCGGCCGAGGCUGCGGGCAUCCCGUGUCACCUCCUCAUUGGUCUCGACGGGAUCACAUCGACCGACGAUGGCCGGUACUUUGACGCCAACCAUCGCGAGAUCCGCAACGUCUGGAAAACGUGGUGCUGGCGCACGGUCAUGAACCAGGUCGAGGCCGCCGAGAGCGGCAACUUGCCCGCGACCGGCUUUCGCCUCAUGGACCUUCUCCUGGACGAAAACGUCCGAGUGUUUGAACCGCUCUGGACGCUUCUCGCCGGCUCGAAGGCCAUUUUGCCGAUCCUCUCGACCUUGUACCCGACCAACCCGUUCUUGCUCAAGUCGUCCUUUGAAGAGAAGGACGUGGCCACGUCCGGUCGUGGCUACGUGGCCAAGCCCGUGAUGGGCCGCACGGGCAGCAACAUCUCGCUCUACUCGGCGAGCCACGAGCUCUUGAACGAGACGGGCGGUCGCUGGGUCGACGACACGAUCGUGUACCAGGAGCUCGCGAUGCUCCCCAAGUAUAAGGACCAAUUCGUCCAAGUCAACACGUGGGCGAUCAACGGCCGCUUUGGCGGCACGGUCCUCCGCCAAGACGCGUCCAGCAUCAUUGGACUCAACUCGGAGAUCCCAUCGCUCCGCAUUGUGCCCAACCCGACAGAAGCCGUGGCGUAAGCUGCGCACCUUAUUUAAGUCCUGCGCCACACCAGCCCAUUAAGCUUAUUGGACGCAGGCGACUUAAUAAGUAAUUAAUACUUUAUAUAAGCCAA
Molecule: messenger RNA, 1678 nt
Organism: Saprolegnia diclina VS20
Lineage: Eukaryota; Oomycota; Saprolegniomycetes; Saprolegniales; Saprolegniaceae
Exons: 1
Coding region: 33-1583 (516 amino acids)
Source: RefSeq, a predicted model, not a curated record